UCGACUAUAACGCUGCCAGGCCAAUUUCUUCUUGUUUUGUUUGUAGAUUUUUUCCCAAUGGAAUACGGCUCAUUAUUUUGCAUAAUUUGGAACACAUUUCAAUUUCCCUUCGGUGGACAAGAUUGUCAUGUGAUUGUGUGGUGCAGACGAUUGGAGAUGAAAACUGUGCCAUUAUUUCCAGUUAUCUGCGUUUUAAUGGCUGCGAGUUUUGAACUUGCCGUUCAAGAGGAGACUGUUAACAUAGGGGUGAUAGUUGAUUCCACUUCCUGGUCGGGAAAGAUAGCAAAGACUGCCAUCAAGUUAGCGGUGGAAGAUGUCAACAAUCAAUCUCAGCUAUUCAACGGCACUCAAAUGUUUCUUCACCUGCAAGAGGCGCAAACACCAAUUGAAACCCUUUCCGCUGCUGUUGAUCUUUUGGCCAACGAAUUAGUGGCAUUGAUACAAACACAGACAUCUGACGCUGCGCCGUUUGUAUCAGAUCUUGGAGAGGCAGCCAAUGUACCAAUUCUCUCAUUGUCUGUCACAAGCCCUGUCCUUUCCAACCAGAGAUUCCCUUAUUUUGUUCGCAUUGCACGCAGCGAUCGCGUUCAGAUGAAAGCCAUUGCAGCCCUGGUUAAGCAUUACGGUUGGAGAAACAUUGCAUUUCUUCACUCAGACGAUGACUUUGGUUCCGGGGCUAUGUCCGCGUUGCGUGAUGCCCUUCGAGAUCUCCACUCUGAAAUUGUUUACACAUCGAUGAUGCCUUCAACUUCACAGAAACAAACAAUUAGGGAAGAGCUUUAUAAACUAAAGUCAAUUAAAUCCAGUGUUUUUGUUGUUCACACCCCUUCUGAUCUGGGCAUCAAUCUAUUCACGGAGGCGCAAGAGAUAGGAAUGAUGGAGGCUGGUUAUGUAUGGAUAACAACACACGAGUUUACCAGUCUUUGGGAUUAUGUGGUAAAUGCUUCUACAAUGUCAUCCAUGCAAGGCCUCCUUGGAGUUAAAACACACAUCCCAAAUUCGAAACAGCUGAAUGAUUUCACCGAAAGGUGGGAACGACAAUUUAGACUCGAUAAUCCCAACAUGAAAAUCAGUGAGCUCAAUGCAUAUGGGUUGUUGGCCUAUGAUACGGUACUCAUGAUAUCCCAAGCAAUCGGAAAGAUGGAAAGGAACGCAAGGUUAAGUUUUCUGAAACCCUCAAGCAGUCUUUCAGUACUAGCAAAUACCAAAAUCAAGGUAUUCCAGCAAGGUAAGAAGCUGUUGCGGGAGAUUUUCUUAACGAAUUUCACUGGAUUAAGCGGACUUGUUAGGUUUGAUGAAGGGCAAAUGUACGGUUCUUGUUAUGAGAUAGUGAAUGUGGUUGGAAAAAGCUAUCAAAUAGCUGGGUAUUGGCCUUCUAACUCAUCCAUGUUUCUCAAAGCACUUCCUCCAUCUUUCGGUAACAAGAUGCUUCGAUCCGUGAUUUGGCCUGGUGGGUUUGUCACGGUUCCUCGCGGUUGGGUAAUACCAAGCAAGCUGAAGAUCGCAGUGCCUGUGACUGGAUGGGACCAAUUACUCAAUGUCUCAUUUAACCCACAAAGUAAUGAAACUAAAAUCAGUGGGUUCAUCAUUGAUGUAUUUCAUGCUGUUGUGAAAAAGCUUGACUAUCAACUGCAGUAUGAUUUAGUUCCUCUUUAUGGGCGAAGUGAUUCUCAUGAUGCAAAUGAACUCAUCCGCCAAGUCUAUCUCAAGAAAUACGACGCUAUUGUGGGUGAUAUUACAAUUACAGCAAACCGGAGUGAAAUUGUUGAUUUCACACAACCAUUCACGGAAACAGGUUUAGUGAUCGUAGCUCCCACGCCCAUUAAGGAUGAAGCUAACAACGCUUGGACAUUCUUACAACCAUUUAGUCCAGCACUGUGGGCUACAACGGCGGCGUUUGUUUUAUAUACAGGAGUAGUGGUGUGGCUGCUUGAGCAUAAAACAAAUCCCGACUUUAGAGGAAGUCUCAUUACCCAAGUGGUCACUCUGAUUUGGUUUGCAUUUUCUGCCGUGUUUUACGCUCACCGAGAGAGAAUCCAUAACAAUUUGAAUCGAAUAGUUAUUGUAGCGUGGCUGUUCGUGGCGUUGGUUUUAACGUCCAGCUAUACAGCUAAUCUCAGCUCGAGACUGACAGCCCAACAAAUUACUCCACUCAUAAAUGGCCUUGGUAACUAUAAACUGGGUUAUCACGGUUCGUGUGCCGGAAGUUUUCUAAGGGACAAAUUGGGAAUGGCCGAAAAACAACUGGACCAAACUUCAUCUCCACGGGCGUAUGAGGAGGCGCUGUCAAAAGGGGCAAAGAAUGGGGGCGUAGAUGCCAUUAUAGAUGAGAUACCAUAUGUUCGUGCUUUUCUUUCUGGCCGAUGCGGUUAUUCAAUGGUGGGGCGCACAUACCGAAAUGGAGGCUUUGGUUUUGUUUUCUAUAAAGAUUCUUCUUUAGUACAAGACUUUUCGAAAGGGAUUUUAAACCUUCAAGAUAGCUGUGAGCUUCAAGAGAUUGAAGACAAGUAUUUCAAAGACUCUACGAAUACAUGUUCUAAUUUUCAAGAAUAUGCAACAAGACUAGAUGUGGUAAGCUUCAAGGGACUCUACCUAAUCACAGGAAUGGCAUCAUCUUUGGCUUUAAUCAUAUUCCUUUUUCAAGCCCUAUACAAUUACACCAAAGGUGCCAUGCUUUCAAGACAAGAGAUUAGCAUAUGGGAAUAUAUCAAAUCUUUUCCUAUGUAUUUAUAUCAUGAGUCCAUCAAAUAGAGAGUUCAGAUGAAUAUCAUCAUUAGAUA
This is a messenger RNA of Cryptomeria japonica (Japanese cedar), 2780 nucleotides long. Its product is annotated as glutamate receptor 2.9. Gene Ontology annotation, biological process: G protein-coupled receptor signaling pathway. The record is from RefSeq and is a predicted model, not a curated record. Gene Ontology annotation, cellular component: plasma membrane. The transcript is spliced from 6 exons. Lineage: Eukaryota; Viridiplantae; Streptophyta; Pinopsida; Cupressales; Cupressaceae. Gene Ontology annotation, molecular function: glutamate-gated receptor activity; G protein-coupled receptor activity. Bases 58 to 2751 code for a protein of 897 amino acids.